Messenger RNA from Myodes glareolus (Bank vole), 614 nucleotides. It is a transcript of the gene Cst6, whose product is annotated as cystatin E/M. Gene Ontology annotation, molecular function: cysteine-type endopeptidase inhibitor activity. The record is from RefSeq and is a predicted model, not a curated record. Gene Ontology annotation, cellular component: extracellular exosome. NCBI's taxonomy places the organism in Eukaryota, Metazoa, Chordata, Mammalia, Rodentia, Cricetidae.
GGCCCCGAGAGCCUGUAAAAGCCGCGCAGGAUGGAGCUCUGGCACUGACAUCUGCAGCUAUGGAGCGUCCUCACUUCUCGCUGGCCAUGGGCCUGGCCCUGCUUGCAUUCUGCCUCCUGACUCUGUCCCCGGACGCCCGCGCCGAGCUGCGGAGCCGCAGGACCGGAGAACGCCAAAACCUGUCUCCCAACGAUCCGCGGGUGCAGAGGGCCGCGCAGGUCGCUGUGAGCACCUACAAUAUGGGCAGCAACAGCCUUUACUACUUCCGAGAUACCAAAAUCCUCGAUGCAGCGUAUCAGCUGGUGGCUGGCCUCAAGUACUAUCUGACUAUGGACUUAGAGAGCACAGAGUGCAGAAAGACCAGAGUCUCUGGAGAUCACAUGGACCUCACCACUUGCCCUCUGGCCGCAGGAGUGCAGCAAGAGAAGCUGCGCUGCAACUUUGAGCUCCUUGAAGUCCCCUGGAAGAACACCACUCAGCUUCUAAAGCAUGACUGUAAGGUGGUGUAACAUGCCCCAGGGUGACAGUGACGAGAUCCCAUGGGAACCAGCAUGGUGGUGGAGGGACCUCAGGGCCAUGGGCCCCAUCUGCCGAAAUAAAUUCUUUGCGUGGCU